Molecule: messenger RNA, 477 nt
Organism: Pyricularia grisea
Lineage: Eukaryota; Fungi; Ascomycota; Sordariomycetes; Magnaporthales; Pyriculariaceae
Exons: 2
Coding region: 1-477 (158 amino acids)
Source: RefSeq, a predicted model, not a curated record
AUGAGGGCUGAAAGUAUUAUGCAGGCGCUUGCGGGCACCUACAUGCUCCUGAACACGAGCACCACCCUAAACGGUGUCCCCGUCCCUGACGAGGCAUACGGCUCCAACCCCUCGGGUCAACUCAUCUACACAGCUUCCGGCUUCAUGUCGGCAACCAUCACAUCAACAGACCCCGAGGACCGGCCACAAAGCCUGACCUUCCCUCCCGCGGAAGGCCAGUCGGACGCGGACUGGGCCAACGUCGCCAAGCACGCUCUCUGCUACGCUGGACCUUUUUCCAUCAACGAAGCCGUGCCUCUGACUGCCACUUCGGGUGGCGUCUUUCACGGUCCCCUCACCGUCGCACACGUGCCGUCUUGGGUUGGAAGGAGGCAGGAGCGCAACUUUACUACGUACGAGAACGGAUCCCUGCUGCUUAUUACGUCGAGGAGGGAUGGUGGUAAUGAAGGGAAGUUGUGGUGGAAGAGGAUUGACUAG